Molecule: messenger RNA, 2436 nt
Organism: Rhodotorula toruloides NP11
Lineage: Eukaryota; Fungi; Basidiomycota; Microbotryomycetes; Sporidiobolales; Sporidiobolaceae
Product: patatin-like phospholipase domain containing protein
Exons: 15
Coding region: 1-2436 (811 amino acids)
Biological process (GO): lipid metabolic process
Molecular function (GO): triacylglycerol lipase activity
Source: RefSeq, a predicted model, not a curated record
AUGGAGGCCGACUUGUCCCGCCCGCCUCCCGCUCCCUCAUCCUCCAGAUCUCGACCCCCACAACCCUCUCGCCGACCAACCUCCGCCCAAACCUACACCGUCACGCAGCUCGAACAGAGUCGGGGGAAGGGAUGGGACAAGUGGAAGGAGUGGGACGAGCUCGCGACGGAUUUGGGGUGCGAUUGGGUUGUUGAAGGCGAUAUGGAGGCGUUUGGAAAGGCUCUAUCAGAACCUCCGGCAGACGACCAGCCUGAGCGUAUCAUCGCAGCGUCCGACUGGGCGCCCGUCAAGGAGCAGAAACGACGAAGAGGACCGAAGAAGCGGAAAGACGUUGUGCGAGAAGGCUGGGCCUACCACAUCUCUCGCUGGCCACUCCUCAUGCUCAUCUUCACGAUCAUCUUCCUCGAGUUUGUCGGCUACCUCUUCGUCCGGCAAUGCGUCAACGUGAUCGAGUUCUUCGCGGGAUGGCGAGGCGAGCGAGGACGCCUCCGACUAGCGUUGCGGAACGCUAAGACGUACGAAGAGUGGAAGCAACGCGCCCUCGCCCUCGACUCCUUCCUCGGCCUGUCGCACUGGAAGUCCUCCCCUCCGAACGCCUAUUACGACUCCGCCCUGAUCCGCCGUGUCCUGCGCUCCCUGCGCGACCUCCGCACUCGCGACGAUGCCGAAGGGGUCUGCGCUGUCCUGCACACGUGCGUGAGGAACAACUUUGCGGGAGUCGAGAGCUUCAGGUUGUAUAGCGAGAGCUAUUACGGGACGAAAGAGCUCGUUCAAGAGUUUAUCGACGAGGUGACCCGUUCGCUCGAAUACAUCCGCCAAGUGCCGCCUUCGCUCUUGCCAGUCGAGGAGAAGGCAGACUUCUUCCGCUCGGUUGCGAAGAACCUGGGCGCGUCGGCUCUGUGUCUGUCGGGAGGUGCCUCUUUCGGCUACUACCACUUCGGCGUCAUCCGCGCCCUGCUCGAUCAAAAUCUGCUACCGCGGGUCAUCACCGGUACUUCCGCCGGCGCAAUCAUCGCCGCCUUCUGCUGCACCCGCACCGACGCCGAACUCCGCCAACUCAUCACUCCAACUCUCGCAGACCGCAUCACAGCUUGCGAAGAGCCCUUCCGAGUUUGGGCGAAGCGGGCGUGGAAGACGGGCGCGAGGUUCGAUACGGUCCAGUGGGCGAGGAAGGCGAGCUUCUUCACGAUGGGAAACAUGACGUUCAAGGAGGCGUUUGAGCGGACGGGCAGGAUCUUGAACGUCAGCGUCAUCCCCGCCGACACUCACUCGCCGACCAAGCUCCUCAACUACCUCACCGCGCCCGACUGCGUCAUCUACUCCGCCGUCAUCGCCAGCGCCGCCGUCCCAGGCAUCAUCAACCCGGUCGUCUUGAUGACGAAGGGCAAGGACGGCAAGCUCCGCCCGCACGAUUUUUCGCAGCUGCACAAGGACGGCUCGUUGCGGGUCGAUAUUCCUCUACAGGACCUCCACCUCCUGUACAACGUCAACUUCAGCGUCGUCUCGCAAGUGAAUCCGCACAUCCACCUCUUCAACUUUGCUUCACGCGGCUCACCAGGCCGACCGGUUUCGCAUCGACGGGGACGAGGAUGGAGGGGCGGGUGGUUCCUCAGCGCGGCCGAGCACUACCUCAAGAUUGAGAUGCUCAAGUGGUUCAGGGUCAUCCGCGACCUUGAGCUUCUCCCCGAACUCGGCAACCAGAACUGGAGCAACGUCUUCCUGCAAAAGUUCGAGGGCAGCGUGACCAUCUGGCCGAAGAGCAGGAUCGCCGACUGGCCUCGCAUCCUGACGGACCCGGACAGGAACGAGCUGGCGAGGAUGAUCCGCGUUGGACAGCAAGUCACUUGGCCUAAAAUCAAGAUGAUCGAGAACCGCCUGAAAAUCGAACGCCAGAUCGACCUUGGCCGCUCUGAAGUCCGCCGCGCGUUCAACGACUCCGACGCGACCUCCCACUCUCUCGCUCCGCCCACACUCAGCCGCCAAGCCUCUUCGGGCGAGAUCAUGACUUCAGCACGUCCUCGAGCGACGAACGAUCGCUCGAGCCCCGAGGAGAACGGUCGGGGCAGCCGUCGCAACUUCCGCGCCGUCGACAUGGAAGCGUCGUCAUCGUCCGGCGGCGAUCCCGUCUCAACCUCGAACGGCGGCGAAGAGACGCCUGCGAAGCGUCGACAGGCAAUCCUCGCUCGACUCGGUCUCAAGGGCGCGGCUGGGAAGGGUUCGCGGGAUCUCUAUGGCGGGACGGUCGAGAGCGGAGGCGAGGAGAAGUACACGGACGGCGAGAGCGACUGGACAAGCGGAGGAGAGGGGACGUCGUAUGCCGGUGUUGAGCGAGGGUCGUCUUCGGGCAAGAUGCGGAAGAGGCGAGCGAGUAUGAGCAGCUUUGGCAGGCGGCCGAGGCGGGAUACUCUCUCGAGCGACGAGGAUCCCUGGCACUAG